AAAUCUUCUUACUACUCUACAAUAAACAAACAGCUACAAAAUCCUGGUGCAACGAUUUCUCAGAAAAAUGCUCUCUCCAACUCCAAGAAAAAUUCCUCUCCCGUCCUUUGUUUCGAUCGUCCUUUUGAUUUUGAUUUCGAUUUCUCAGAUCGCCAUGGCAGAUUCCUCCGAAUCCACUCCAAGCUCCGGCGUUACUCCGGCCUCAUCCGAAGCAGCCGUUUACAUCGUCUACACCGACCAGGACAAUAGCAACGAGGACCCUGAGGCUUAUCACGUUCGAACCCUAACCUCCGUGCUGGGAAGUGAGGAGGCGGCGAAGGGGGCUUUGAUUUACAGUUACAAGACGGCUAUGCAUGGAUUCUCCGCUAAGCUCACUCCGGAGCAGGUCGCCGAGAUUUCAAAACAACCGGGCGUUCUUCAGGUUGUUAAGAGCCAGACAGUCCAACUGCAUUCUGCAACAGCGUCGUUUA
Molecule: messenger RNA, 470 nt
Organism: Morus notabilis
Lineage: Eukaryota; Viridiplantae; Streptophyta; Magnoliopsida; Rosales; Moraceae
Product: subtilisin-like protease SBT3.9
Exons: 3
Source: RefSeq, a predicted model, not a curated record